CCCCCAUACAGCAGCGCAGACAAUCGUAAACUCGAGACUACAAAAUGUCUGGCAUUGAAGCAAUCGGCCGAACACUUAGCUUCAUCGUGCGGCUCCUCGUUUCAGAUCCCGGGCAGACCUUCCAGGUUGCUACGAAAGAGCGACUACGAAUUAACAAUUUCCACACGUCACCUACAUAUCUGUUCAAAGCUAAAUGGUGGGAUUUCCGGCAAUUAUGUCACGACCAUGGAAUACUUAUGGCGAUAAUCCUUACAUUGUACGCUCCUGGAGUUCGGAGGAUAAUGAAACAAGUAGAGGAAUACGUGUUGGUAGCUGAUGAUGUGGAGGUGGUAGACUUCAUGGCAUCAUACACAUCCAGCUUUGGCAUGAUCGCAGUCGCUGGAGCUAUCAUUGCUCAAGUCGCUAUUACCGCGCUAUCUCUCACACGAUUGGAAGACUCCCACUGGACUGUAGAAGCAUUCUAUGUGGUCUCACUCGUUACUGGUGCGCUGUCAGUAUACUUUGCCUGCGUUCUUAGUCCCGCGCUGCAUGGCCUUCACAAUGCCAACGACAUUCGCGACUUUCUUACCGUCCCAGCACCACGCUGGACUUCACAGCGAAUUAACACCCUCCUUACGAAAGUAGAAACUAGCGCGAACCACGCGAGCGACGAUGUAUCUGACCUGAGAACUGAAUUUUCGCAACAUCGAUGGAAGAUUGCGUCAGCAUACUCGGCCAUGAUAUUAAUUCAUCCAAUGGAUCUCCUGAAGAUUGCAUUAAGCACGUUUUUGAUCGGCCUGGGUAUAUAUCUAGGGAGAGUGUGGGCGAUUGGACUGGUACCAUCUUUCGGCCUCGGAUCUUUGUUUAUUUUCAUCACGUUUUUGAUUACCGUGGUUUGUGGGAUGGGGUUUUAUUAUAUUGCGCUGGAACUUAAGAAAUUAGAGUCUGAGCCUCUGGAUCGAAUUACUCGGCUGUUUCCAGAUAUUAGUCCGAAGAAGAGGCCGGAGAAGCGGGAGCAUGGAGAAGAACAGGACAGAUCGAUGAAUAUAAGCAGGAGGUCUCCGCAGAUGCAAAAUGCAGGAGAAGGCAUAGAAACCCAAGAUACGAGUCGAUUCGGGCGUGCAGCGAACCCGGCAAUUGAGGUUUCUGGUGGGAAUGCGCAGUCAACACCGCAGCGCAAAACAGGACCUUCAAAGACUACUCUUGCGCGUGCUGAUGGGUCUCUUGGAUGGUUGGAAGAAUUAACUUCCUUUGAUUACCCUAAUAUGAACGGGAAGAUGGGAAUAAGGACUGCAUUGUCGGACCUAAUUCUCGCUCAAGAGAGGACUGUGUGUGCGAGUCAACGGUUGCUUGAAGUUUUUGACGCAGGACACGAGUUGGACGAAGACUAAAGGCAUUGGGCUUGCACUACAUGAGAAUAUUAGCAGGCGAUAUUGACGAAGAAAGUCAUCCACAGCCUAGGAGGAUCACUGUGGCUUAU
This is a messenger RNA of Lindgomyces ingoldianus, 1459 nucleotides long. RefSeq lists its product as uncharacterized. The transcript has 2 exons. The record is from RefSeq and is a predicted model, not a curated record. Lineage: Eukaryota; Fungi; Ascomycota; Dothideomycetes; Pleosporales; Lindgomycetaceae. The coding region runs from base 45 to 1370 and encodes 441 amino acids.